CAUGACAUAGCCCUUCGCGUGUCCGUAUCACUCGCGCGACAAAAUUACUGAACAAACACCUUCUUCUCACUUUUCCUUCUGCACCCCACCCAAUCGUUCAGCCCGAUAAGAGUCGCAAUGGAGGCCCUCAGUCCGGACGCCAUGGACGAUGGAUUACAAGAUUUGGGUGUUCCUGUUCCGGUGCAAACAUUCCUCUGGCGACAAAUUGCACCAUUUAUUCGGCCGAAACUUGGCAAGCUCCACGAAGCCAGUUGUAUGUUUUGCCAACAUGCACCCGGACAUCAUGAGUUGAAAGAAGCGUGCAAGUCCUUCGAAAAAGUACUCGUGCAGAACAUUCAGUUCGGGCUGUCACCAUCACUAACUUCUGCCCUGCAUGCAAUCCCCAGAUGGAGACUCGUUCAGGCUGCCCUGCCCCAUGUAAUGCACUGUGCAGCCGCGCUUCUGCACAAUAGGGUGAAAGACUUGCAGAGCAUUGGAACGCCUGAAACGAAAUUGCUCUACACCCUCCAUUGGAUACUUCUCUUUGCCGGCGAGGAGUGUGCGGAUUCCGAGACGGAGCAGGAGAGACAAUCCCAGAAGAGUCAUCAGUAUUUAUUUUCCGUUCCCACCAUUACGCUCUUUGUCUACCUCUUCGCGCCAAUUGCUCAUCACCUAAAGGAGUCGGACUUCCAGAAUUUCCGCCUCGAGAAUGGCAUUCGACUGUGGCAGGGAAUGUGGGAGUAUCGAGCCCCGUGUGCGCCCUGCUUCAUCGCCCCUGUGAAGCCCCGAGCGAGGCAACUACUCUCGCCGACGAGUCCCAAGUCAACAAUGUCGCCCGAUGAAUUUCCCAUCAGAAAACAGUCUGGUGCCGAAAUGACUCCCCAAAGUCUCGAUUCGCCACAGAGUCUCUCAUACUCGACGGAAACACCCAAGCAUGAUGAUGAUUGGAUCUCCUCGCCGAAAGAUUGUGUCUUCCCAGAGACCAUCCCCGAAGAAGCAUCCAGUGUCGAAGAGGAGCGUGUGGUUAUUUUCAGGCUUCCAUCAUCGGGGCAGAAUUUAUUGGACUCAUUCUACACUGCUGACGCCAGUCUUCUUCAGCAGAGUCACAGAGGGAGCAAACAAUCCUUACUCUCGCAAGACAAGCAUGAACGCUUUCCAAACCGCUUUGACUUUGAUAAGAUUGAGGUUUAUGACAGAGGUCAUGAUAAAAGGGACUUCCCAGGCGGCAGCAAGAUUUAUUCUCCAGCCGAGAAGGACUCUAUCGACGAUGGCUCGAGAUCUCCUCAAUUGAUUAAAUACGACAUAACUGCGGCCACAUUCCUAGAUGUGGCUGUCAUUAGAUGCCUCUUCAUCUCUCAUUGGCAAGAGGAAGGAGUCUACUGGAGUCUACAUUACUUCAAUAAUCGACUUCGGGACAUUAGCGAGGAAGCUGCAAUUCCGGCUCCCCAGCCAAGGAAGCGCUCAAACUCCUUGCCUAUUCCACAAAUUGAAAUCUCGGUCUAUCAGGGUCCGAAUAGUCGCGACAGCCCUAGCGGAAGUUCCGCGGGUAAAGACUACAUUGAGGUGCCUGAUGUUUCAGUCUCGGCGCAUGUUACAGAUGAUUCUUCAAGUGGACGACGAGGAAGUGAGAAAAAGCGCCGAGUGAAGAUGGCUGACAUUGCUAGGGCUUUCGUAGAAACUAGAAUGUUUUCAAAAUCAGAUCGAGCUCUUGAAAAAGUUGGUCUUGACUUUGGCACGAACGGGAAAAAUCUUGAGCAAUCUGAAUUACAUCGCAGCUUAGAUACUGGUGAAUCUCACCUAUCCAGAUCGGUUUCCAUGAUUGCUCGUACUCCGUCAACAAACUUGGUCAAGGGGAAGAGUAUGCCGAGUUUGAGCUGUCUUCUUGAUAGCGGAUUUUACAGGUAUGUGGAGCCACAAAAGGUUGCGAAGCCCGUUCCUCAGGCCGGACCGAAAGCCGCAGUGUUCGCCAGAAAUCCCAUAAUCACAGUCACUGAACACACGCCAACUCCAAGUCCGGACUAUCUUCGUCGCCAAGGAUCCAUAGACUCUCAAUUGGAUGCACUGAGCAGCACUGGAAGCGCUUUUGGGUUUAGAAAUCAAAUGCUUCGCUCGCAUACAGACUCCCACAUCGCCUAUGCAGGUCCAGAUGAAUCUGAGGCGCCAGGUUCGUCCUUCUAUAUCACACCUGAAGGAGGGAUAGACUAUGAAAUUCUGCUGCUGGCUGUCUAUACAAUUUUCAAGAAGGAUUCCAACAUCUGCUCCUUGCGAGUCUUAGAGGCAGGACUCAAUAUAUGUGAACUCCUCCUGGAUUUGGGCAUCAUGAAGAUGGGUCAGCAUGCUCACAAGCUCUCAAUGGGGAUCCUGAAAAGAGCUCUUCUCCAUCUGGGCUGUCCUCAUGGCUGCAAUGAAGGAAUCCGAGGACCACCAGCGGAAUUCCUUCGCACGCAGUGUCACACCAUUUUGUCCCGAAUGUUGCGACAAGUUCCGGCUCAGUCGCGGAAUUACCUUCGGAACAUGGUUAGGACAACAAAAUUGCACGAACUCAUUGAGUUCUUCCACGCCUUCGUGGGAUUCUGUGUUGAUCCCAGUUCCCUCCUGUCGCCACUGAGCGGUCAGGGGGGCUACGCUACCAAUUUCGGGGGUGGAUUGAGUGGCGGAGCCGAGAGUCAGGUCAUCGCGGCCGUCUUCAAAGCCCUCGUCACGCGCUUCGUGGAGUCCUUCAAGGAGCUGAAGAGCCAAGAGAACAUGGCUCUCUACUGUGAUGUCAGACAACUCGUCACGUAUGUCAAGGGCGCCCACGGAGGGCCCUUUCGUCGUGUGGCUCUCAGCGGAAUCAUGGCUGUCACACCGCGACCGCACAAGAAAGGACCAAUCUACCAAACAACUCGCGUCAUUCGCCACAUUCCCUACACAGACACCUCAUCCUUCCAGCAGGACGAACGGGCUCAGAGGAAGCUUCUUUUCAAGAAACGCAGCACCUCCUCAACUUGCGCGAAUUUUCAGAGCCUCUUGGAAACAUCAGAAACUUUCGAGGAACCCUUCCGGCACAGCCAAAGCCCACUGAGUAAUCUGCGACGGAAAACUGCAAGUGUUCGACCCACGCUGACGCCACGCCAUAGCGAAAGAGCCCUUCUCUCUGAUUCCACUUCGAGCUCCGAGCGGAAUUCCGGGGGGAAACUUGGUGGAAUUGUGAGAUGGUUCCGAGGCUCCAAAGAUCGUUGCUCGAUUGAUCUGGAAACUGGAGCUAUUGCCCCAGAUUUGGCAGCCUCUUUUGCUCGCCAGGGCUCUUUUAAUCUCAAAUCGAGGAGAUCUGGUGAUGGGCUGGGAAGAUCUCUGCAGCGAGCCAGACGAAGGGUGGAGAGACGCCUUGGCCGCUUCGGCAUUGGGAAGGGCAAGAAGAAGAUUGGAGGAACUGAGGAAGUAACAGGAAGUUAUCUGAGCCGACGCAGCUCUUAUGAGUUUGGAGAGGGUCCGCGAGAGUCCGAAGUUGUGGUUUUGAAGGAGAGACGACUUGUGCCAAUCUUUCCCGUGCGAGAAGGGAUGUGCAGGUUCUCAUUCCUUCUGGAAACGUGCGCACCAGGAUCCGUCCCAGAUGCACAGCUUGUGGCCGCUGUUCUUGAUUUGCCUCAAGCUCCGCUGGUCACUCGGGCUGCCUUCCUGCUGGAAUGCGCCCACUUCGUCCACCUGUGCAACCGCGGACAGUGGCCGAGCUGGAUGAAACAGAAUGUCACGCCAUUUCGACCUUCAGGGCCGGCGCUUGGCAGUCGAACUGCCCUGGCGUCCAGCACGAGGAGGAUUCAUGUGCUUCAGCGGGCAGCUGGGAAGAUGUUCUACCAGUGGGCAGAAGUCUUGGGCGCCCGUCUUGAAGAGAUGCUGAAGACCGAGAAGCUGACCUUCGAUCAAGUGACGACGUCCAUGUGCGACUCGGAGAAACAACGUCAGCUUCUGUUGCAGGAUGAGGAAGAGGACUUCCUGGAUGAAGCAUGCGUCAAUCCUCAUGGCAACGAUUGUCCUCCGGCUCUAAAGUUGGUCGCUUGCGUGUUGCUGAAUGAAAUCACGGCCUUCCUGCGGGAGACUUAUCAAACACUGCCGAAGACCUCGAAGCUGUCCACAAAGGAAAAGCCCGCUCCGUGGGAGAAAGUUUACAGAGAGGCCAAUCGGCGCUGGUCCAUGGCGCUCAGCUCCAUGGGUCACAGCCAAACCUCUGCCCAGAGUCUCCAGUCAAUUGCGGGUGGCGAUGGUGGACAGACUGAGAGGAAGAUCUCAUUUGUACUCCACGAGCCAGACAAUGAGUCCGAGGGCAGCAGCAAUACAACAGUGACUCUUCAGGGUGAGGAGACCACCAUUCAACCCCAGCGAAGACCAGUGGCUGCUGUCAGGCCCUUCCUCUUGCGCCGCGGAACCGCCGGAGCGCCGACUGGAGGAUCAUUCAAGAGACGCUCCCUCAAAUUGAGGCGCGGCACGAAAGAUGGCAAAGAUAUUGAAUCUGAUUAUCCAGUCAAGAGAACCGACUCUAUUCAGUCCCGACGGAAGGUGUCUUCCCUCUCCGAUCGGAGUGACACUUCCGAGCAGGGAGUUGCGAGCGGCGGAGAGGAGUCUCCGGGCAUUCUGAGCGAUGAUCAGCCUCCAGAAUCGCCCAGUGACUCAAAUGACACUGACGAGACCGGCAAAACGAUGCCCUGGAUGAAGGGAGCCCUGGAAUUGGUGAACUCAUUCAACUUUUAUUGCUCGCACCAGAGUUUCUGCCACCCAUUCUGUUAUCGUCGCCACAUGCGAGCGGCAUCGCGGCUCGUGAAGGCCGUGCGGAAGAUCUAUGGCGAGGAAUUUGGUCUGGUGCUCGGAAUGGAGGGCGGAUUGUCUGAUGGUGGGCGUUUGGGUGGCCGCAGAGAGCGUCGCCAUGGCAGAAAGGUUUCAGACUUGAGCUCUUCCCAAACUUCACCAUCGCGACGCAAAGACAGCAUUCCCAGGAAGGACAAAAUUCUCCAUGAAGACAUUGAAGCAGCCGCUGCUCAAGCCACUCCAAAGCCCGAAGAGACAGCUAAGCGUCGAGAGACUUCACUGAUGCUGAAGUAUCUGAAGAACCACAUUCGCGAGAUGUUCCACAUUCCAAUCGCUACUCUUAUCAAAGGCGCCGCCAUCCUGACUGAGGAGCAAUUCAUCGAGGCCAUUCCGGCAGCUUGGGAGCUUCUGCUGGAGCCCAACCAAGAGACUGCAGCUACUUCUGCGGCUUUCUUCAUUCUGGGAGCCGUGAAGGCGCCAAACUUUGUCUCGGACAUCAUGCAAAAGGCACUGAAGAACAAAGAUCCUGACAUCAGAAUUGGGGCUAUCCUGCGAUAUCAGGUGUUGUGGAAAUGCCGCUUCCAAGUGUGGCCCAGAAUGGAGGAGGGCGCUCAUAUGUCCUUCAAAGUUCCUCCGCCAGGAAUAGAAUUCACUCUGCCAUCGCCCAAGAUAGGGAUUGAGAGUCUGCCUGUCGUGGAUCCUCCGUGGAGUCCUCGACAGCAAACCAAGGACAUGGAAGUGACUCUCAAUCAGGAGCGUCACAGGUCUCUUGUCACAGCCACAAAGACUCGUAAGAAGCAGCAAACGGAGGCAAUUAGAUAUGCUCUGCAACAGCAGGAGGAUAAGCAGAGGGCAGAGAGGCAAAGCUUCAUGAUGACCACAAUUCCCAUCACUCAGCAAGCCGCCCAUGAGCCGGGAUUGGAUCAUGGACCAGGAGAGGAUCACAUGGAAGAGGAGGAAGGCGAUGUGGGUCGAGCAGCUCCUCAUCUUCAUGCAGCUCAUUCGCUCUUUCCCUCAGUCCUUUGCUCGUCCGUUAUGCAAAUUGUGGACUGUCUCGAUGAUGCAGCCGUGAGCUCUGAUGGAUGUGCCGUGUACGAAAUUGCCUAUCAAGUGAUUUGGGUUUGUUUGGUGGAAGAUUCCGCUCUCUUUCUUCGCUACGUCCUUGAGAGACUCACUCGUGACCGCCAGGAUCAGAUGUUCAAACUUCUACGGCAUCUGAUUCGAUUUGUUCCGCGACUUCCCCAACAAGCGGCCUUUGCGCUCUAUAACUACAUCAUCGGCUAUGUCAUGUUCUACGUGCGCUCGUCCCACGAGUACAGUCAACAGCUGGUCGGCUCUGCGCUCUCCAUUCUCUGGAUGGUCGUUCACAGCGUUCAUGGGAUUAUGUUUAAGGAUUUGAAGCAAAUUCUGAGAAAGGAACAGUGCGAUGCAUCAAUUUUACUCACGGCCAAUGUUCCAUCAGCCAAGAAGAUUGUCGUCCACGGACCUGAAGACAGGGAUGAAGGAGGAAUUCCCUCACAGUUUCCCGUUCAGGAAGAUACACAAUUUUGUCAACUUCUUCGCGAAUCUUUGGACUUCUUUGGCAUCGAGGAGAAAAAUCAUUCUUACCAUUUCCUAAUUGAUUACAGAUCACAUCAAAUACUUAAUCCAAAUUGGUAUGUUCGCGAUUUGUAUUUCUUCAAGAGAUCUCAAUAUCCACAACUGAGGCUUGUUGAAAUGAAGCCCGAAGAGGCAUUUUAUGCUCUACAGAAGCAGGAACUUAUGAGGAAAUUUGUGGAGAUUGGAAAAGUUCACUUAACUUGGGCGAUUCUUAAAAAUGUGGAUAUGGUUGUGCAGCGAGUUGUUUUCCUGCACGAGGAGCUCAUGAAACUGCCCUCCUUCCCUCGAAAGGCUCUGGAGGUUGAUCUGGAUUUGCACCAAGGCGGAGAACUGGGGAAAGAGCUUCUUGGUCUGGAUGUGUUGCACAAAUUUAUGUGGGUUCGUCUAAUUGCACGGAUGUUCGAGGCUAUGGCAGGGAAUUUUGCCUACUCAGCCGACAUUCAGCUCUUCCUCAACGUUUUAUCUGGAGCGGCAAUUCUCCACUCUGAGGAUUCAUGCAUCAUGCGCUAUGUCACAGCCACAUUCAUCAAUGCAGCCUUCAAUUUCAAGAACAUCUUCUCCACAAAUGGGUAUUUUAUGAUCAUGCCCACCCUUCUGCAAGUCUAUUCACUGCACCAGACAAACAAGCUGGUCACCACGACCAUUGAGUAUGCCGUGAAGCAGUUUUACCUCCUCAAUCGGAAGCCUUUCAUCCUGCAGAUGUUUGGAUCGGUUUCGGCGAUUCUGGAUACGGAUGAGGACGGAAUGUAUGGAGAGGCGCACAAAGUGCAGUCGAGUUGUCUUUUCAAUUUGCUGCUGAGUCUGGAGACUCCCUCGCCAGAUCCGCUGAACAUCGCUGAGCUGGUGAAGGAGCCGAAGCCACUGAAGGCGAUUGAUUUCUGCUAUCACGACGAGGAUGAAAUGGUGACGGUGCUGGAUUGCAUAACUUUGUGCGUAAUGGUGGUGUCUUACUCAGCCGAGAGCACUCGAGGUUAUCAGAUGCUAAUCAUCCUGGAGGCCAUUCUGCCGUGCUACAUGCAACAAAUUCAAUCACCCAGCUAUGUUCCCCUUGAGGGAAAGUCCGAGAGAGAUAUCAUUCUACAAUUAGCCAUUGCCAUUCGAACCAUGGUGCACAAUUGCGAGGGAUUGUCCAAGAGUUACAACGGUCCUUUUCGCAACAGUCCUGAGCAUAAGGGCUCCAGCCAGAGGAACUGCAGUCGCGGACCUCCGUGCUCUCCUGGUCUGGACUUUGAAGAUGAGUCGCACUCCAAGUACGUCAGUGAUGUGGGCAGGAUGAAGAUUAUGGACACUGCGGAGGACUCUGAGCUCGUUCGGGCUGAAUAUCGCCGGCCGAGAGAUGUUCUUCUGUCAGUUGUUGGGGAGUUCAUCAGCCGAGCCACGACUCGUCUGCAGGAGCUCUCGAAGAAGCAGGGCGGAGACUCUAAACCAGUGGAGUUGUUGGAUGUGAAGUGUCACGUUCGAUUGGCGGAUAUUGCGCACUCUUUACUCAAAGUGUCGCCUUACGACCCAGAAUCCAUGGCCUGCCGAGGUCUGCAAAGGUACAUGCAGUGCGUUCUGCCCAGAGCCGAAUGGGCAGACGAUGCCAUGCGUCCAGCUCUGGUGACGAUUCUGCGGCGUCUUGAUAAGGUGUUCAUGAAGAUCUCGAAGAAGCCAUCAAUUCGUCGCAAUACCGACUGGGAAGCUGCAUCGGGACUGCUAAAGGGAAUCCACGAAACAGUCCAACGAUAUCCUUAUGUCCUUCACUGGCAGCACGUGAAGGUUCUCUUGAAUACCAUUCAGAAUCUCAUUGUCCAUGAGCCCGGUCAGUCUCCCGAGGGAGUCUCAAGUGCAGGAGCAGCUGUAAUGUCUCAGAACCCACCACCAUUCUUCAGCUCCACCGCCGUGCGUCUCAUCACGCUGCAAGUCGUGAGUCCAGUUGACUGUUUCACGCUGGAGCACAUCUGUGGCGGAUCGGCAGAGUUUCCGACGCAGGAGAAGGCUGAAGGACAUCUCAUCCAUCUGAUAAUGCCGCUGUGUCUGAAGGCUUGCAGCGGCAGAGAUCUCGGGGAGUUGAAACAGCACGAUAUCUCUUUCCUGGUCACGGCCAUCCUUAACGCAAUGAGUCCACCAGCUGGAAGAACUGCUCAGGCCACUACUCAGGGCAACAGAGUUGUUGGAGACCUCAGAGCUGGAUCUCUCACUUUCACUGGAAGUCGCGAAGCCAAACGGCCCGCCAGGAUCUCAGGAUCUCUGUAUCAAGCCGCCUUCCUGGCACUUCGCAUCCUCUGCAUUUGCUUCGAGCAACGCCUCGCCAACGAAUGGCCUCGCAUUGUACGCGUGAUGAGAGAUCUGGGCAGGCGAAACGAGGCUGCCCCGGAACUCUGGAGUUUCCUGGAGUUCGUCGUUAACCACCGCACUCCGCUGUACAUCGUCUUGAUGCCCUUCAUACUCCACAAAAUCUCCCAACCGCCGAUCGGUGAUCACGAGCGCCACAUGCAGUUCCUCAUUCGAGAGAGGAUGCGAGGAAUGCUUCCGCCAGGCGGCAUAAAGUCUCGUGGAGCUGUGCUGCUGGAACUGGCGAGGGAGUUGAAAGAUCUGAGGGAAGAACUGGAGGAGCGCCGCUACGGAAGUGAUCGGGACAUUCCGGAACCCAGUCGUCGAGAUGUGGUGCCCUCAACUCUUCCGCCUGUGGCUGAGGUUCCCAAACACGCACAACGUCCAUCCUUGAUCUCACUUCUCACUGGCGCUGGACCGCACAUCGCCUCUCAGAUGGCCACUCACCACGAGAGAGUAAUCACUCCCAGUGACUCCCUGUCGCAGCACACCCUUCAUCCGCCCAGGGAGUCCCUCUCGAGCAGCUCCACUACAAAUCGCGAGCCCGGCGUCAGCGACAGUCACAGUGGCGAGGGCACCACUCCGACUCCCAGUCUGGCGGCCACAGCCGGAGGAUCUUCGACGGUGAUCGCCGGCUCCACGAGCUCCGUUCCGCACUUGACGCACUCCAUGUCGCUGCAGCAAUCCAUGAAGGCACAGCAAGUGCCGCGGUUGCGCUUUGUGUCCUCCGUGGAGUUCAGACACUCCUCAGGAGAGACCUCAACAACCCCUCUGUCGCCUGGCAGUCCAGCUGAGGAUAGCUCUGGCGAAAUUCAGCGUCACCGCCUGCAGCGAUCGAAGGCCCAGAGCCGCAAGACUUUCAGGAUCAAGCGAGGUCGUCAGAAUCAGGCUGGAGACACGGUUAGCCUUGCUCCGGAGCCCGUUGAGUUGCCGCCACCGAAGCCAGUGGCAGAUUUGUCCUGGGAUUCCGUGUCUCAGACCUCGUCCACUUCCGGCUACAGGGACAAUUGCAGCCUGCAGACGGGAUUCCUGUCGCCGGACGGUUCUCUGGCCAGCGCGCCGCCCAUCGGAAGGUCGUCGUCUCAGCACUCGCUGUUGAUGCUCUUUGAGGCUCAGGAUGAGGACACACUGAUUUAAAGGGAAGAUAUGUUAACAUUUGAGAUUUAGAUUUAGGAAUAUAGAUAAAUUUGUAGAAAGAAUGGAGCCAGAAAAUCUGGGAUUUGAGGAUGUUAGGUGACGAAAACAUGGAGAAACCCACUAAGAAAUGCUUCACGAGACCAUCAUGGAAUUGAAAAUCAGUCUAGAUUAUUCACGGUCUAACAUCAAUUGUUAAACUUCCGCCUAAACAUCUCAAAUCCCAACUAAUCUGAAAAUGAAAGGAAUUUUUCGAGAAGGUAGAACACUGUUUGAUGUUAAUCGUAAGAAUUUAUCAAUGUUAAUUAAUACGUGGCCAAAUUUAUAACCAUAAUACAACUUGUUAUUGUUAAUUGUGUAGGGAAUAGUAAGUGUUACAGUUUUAUAAAAGUGUUUUAAGUUUUCUAGUAAUUUACAGAUUGUUCAGAAUCAAACCUGUUCUCACACCAUUAAGACACACUUAAUAUAUAUUGUUGCCAAAGUUCCAUUUUAAUCCGACCCACAGAAUAUUCAAGGCACUUUGCCAAGUUACUUCCUUCCGAUUAGGUAGAAUAGAACAUUGAGGUAUUUUUGGAAGGAUUCUUUUGAGAAAAUACACGAAUCCAUGGAUGUUGUUGUUGCCAAUUCAAGAAUUGCAGGAAGGUCAGAAAAUAAGGAAACUCACCAUAAUUGUUGACGAACUAAUUAGUAAAUGUUAUCAAUGUUGUACACGAUAUAAUAGUCUGAUCCAUAUGUGAUAGUUUGUUGUUAGCUUAUUUC
Molecule: messenger RNA, 10563 nt
Organism: Phlebotomus argentipes
Lineage: Eukaryota; Metazoa; Arthropoda; Insecta; Diptera; Psychodidae
Gene: unc80
Product: protein unc-80 homolog
Exons: 30
Coding region: 118-9807 (3229 amino acids)
Biological process (GO): monoatomic cation homeostasis
Cellular component (GO): axon; cation channel complex
Molecular function (GO): monoatomic cation channel activity
Source: RefSeq, a predicted model, not a curated record